GAAAAGGAGGAGUAGGAGAAGGAAGAAGGAGAAAGUCGGUAGAAAGUUACCAGAGCUUCACGUCAACAUGUUAAAGUGUUCAUAAACCUAUGAAGCUGUGAGCCGCCUUCAAACUUCCCCAAUAUUCACAGAUUCAUCCAACUUGUGUCCACCAAGAGGACGCUGACUUCAUCAGAGAUGGAGAAAGUCAAGAAGGACAUCCUCCACAUUUUAGAGAAGCUCAAGAAGAAGGAGUUCAAAAAGUUCAAGUGGCACCUGGAGAUCUUUUCAAGCCCAGAAUACCCCGGAUCAAUCCGACCCUGUGACCUGGAGAACGCAGACAGGAGGAACACAGUGGACCUGAUGGUUCGGUGCUACAUCAAAGGCUCGGUUCAGGUGGCCAUGAAGGUUUUGAAAGAGAUGCAAAAGAACGAUCUGGCCGAGGAAUUAUCCAAAAUGAACUUUACAGAGAUUUUCACCAAAUGUCAACGUAAACUCAAAUCCAACCUGAAGAAGAGGUUCCAGUCUGUGUUUGAGGGCAUCGCUAAAGCAGGAAACCAAACCCUUCUGAAUAAGAUCUACACAGAGCUCUACAUCACAGAGGGAGGGACUGCAGAGGUCAAUGAAGAACAUGAGGUCAGACAGAUUGAAACAGCAUCCAGGAGACCACACAGACCAGAAACAACCACCAGACUAGAAGACCUCCUCAAAGCCUCAGCUGGAGGAGAAGAACCAACCAGAACAGUGAUGACUAAGGGAGUGGCUGGCAUUGGGAAAACAGUGUUAACACAGAAGUUCACUCUGGACUGGGCUGAAGACAAAGACCACCAGGACAUACAGUUCACAUUUCCAUUCACCUUCAGAGAGCUGAAUGUGCUGAAGAAGAAGUUCAGCUUGGUGGGACUUGUUCAUCACUUCUUCAGUGAAACCAGAGCAGCAGGAAUCUGCAGGUUUGAAGAGUUCCAGGUUGUGUUCAUCUUUGACGGUCUGGAUGAGUGUCGACUUCCUCUGGACUUCCACAACAAUGAGAUCCUGACUGAUGUCACAGAGACCUCCUCAGUGGAUGUGCUCCUCACAAACCUCAUCAGGGGGUACCUGCUUCCCUCUGCUCGCCUCUGGAUAACCACACGACCUGCAGCAGCCAAUCAGAUCCCUCCUGAGUGUGUUGGCAUGGUGACAGAGGUCAGAGGGUUCACUGACCCCCAGAAGGAGGAGUACUUCAGGAAGAGAUUCAAAGAUAACAAGCAAGCCAGCAGGAUCAUCUCUCACAUCAAGACCUCACGAAGCCUCCACAUCAUGUGCCACAUCCCAAUCUUCUGCUGGAUCACUGCUGGAGUUCUGGAGGUGUUGAAGACCAGAGAGGGAGGAGAUCUGCCCAAGACCCUGACUGAGAUGUACAUCCACUUCCUGGUGGUUCAGUCCAAAGUGAAGAAGGUCAAGUACGAUGGAGGAGCUGAGACAGAUCCUCACUGGAGUCCAGAGAGCAGGAAGAUGAUCGAGUCUCUGGGAAAACUGGCCUUUGAUCAGCUGCAGAAAGGCCACCUGAUCUUCUAUGAAUCCGACCUGACAGAGUGUGGCAUCGAUAUCAGAGCAGCCUCAGUGUGCUCAGGAGUGUUCACUCAGAUCUUCAGAGAGGAGAGAGGACUGUACCAGGACAAGGUGUUCUGCUUCGUCCAUCUGAGUGUUCAGGAGUUUCUGGCUGCUCUUCAUGUCCAUCUGACCUUCUUCGGCUCUGGUGUCAAUCUGCUGUCAGAAGAACAAACAACUUCACUGGAGUCUAAACGCUUCAAACCCAAUCCUGAACCAAUGCGUCUCUACCAGAGAGCUGUGGACGAGGCCUUACAGAGUCCUAAUGGACACCUGGACUUGUUCCUCCGCUUCCUCCUGGGUCUUUCCCUGGAGACCAAUCAGAGUCUCCUACGAGGUCUGCUGACAGGAAGUAGCUCAGAGACCGAUGAGGAGAUAGUCGACUACAUCCAUGAGAAGCUCGAUGAGACUCUGUCUCCAGAGAAAAGCAUCAAUCUGAUCCACUGUCUGAAUGAACUGAAUCAUGUUUCUCUAGUGGAGGAGAUACAAAAGUUUCUUAGAACAGGACAUCGCAAUGACGAUGAACUGUCUCCUGCUGAGUUGUCAGCUCUGCUCUUCAUCUUACUGUCAUCAGAAGAAGUUCUGGAGGUGUUUGACCUGAAGAAAUAUCAUGCUUCAGAGGAGGCUCUUCUGAUUCUGCUGCCACUCGUCAAAACCUCCAACAAAGCUCUGUUGUCAGGCUGUCACAUCACAGAGAAAGGCUGUGCGUCUCUGGCCUCAGCUUUGACCUCUGACCCCUCCCCUCUGAGAGAGCUGGACCUGAGCUCCAACCAUCCAGGAGACUCAGGAGUGAAGCUGCUGUGUGAUGGACUGGAGAGUCCUCACUGCAGACUGGAGACUCUCAGAUUCAGUGGCUGUAACCUCUCAGAGGGAAGCUGUGAAGUUCUCUCCUCAGUCCUCAGCUCCCAGUCCUCUAGUCUGAGGGAACUGGAUCUGAGUAACAACGACCUGCAGGAUUCAGGAGUGAAGCUGCUGUGUGAUGGACUGAAGAGUCCACACUGUCACCUGGAGACUCUCAGACUCAGUGGCUGUAACCUCUCAGAGAGAAGCUGUGAAGUUCUGUCCUCAGUCCUCAGCUCCCAGUCCUCUAGUCUGAGGGAACUGGAUCUGAGUAACAACGACCUGCAGGAUUCAGGAGUGAAGCUGCUGUGUGAUGGACUGAAGAGUCCACACUGUCACCUGGAGACUCUCAGCCUGUCAGGCUGUCUGAUCACAGAGGAAGGCUGUGCUUCUCUGGUCUCAGCUCUGAGAUCCAACCCCUCCCACCUGAGAGAGCUGGACCUCAGCUACAACCAUCCAGGAGACUCAGGAGUGAAGAUGCUGUCUGAUGGACUGAAGGAUCCUCACUGGAGACUGGAGACUCUCAGGGUGGAGCCUGCUGGAGUCCGAUGGAUGACACCAGGUCUGAGGAAGUAUUCCUGUGAACUCACAAUCGACACAAACACAGUUCACAGAAACCUCCAACUGUCUGACAACAACAGGAAGGUGACACAUGAGGAGGAGUAUCAGUCAUAUCCUGAUCAUCCAGACAGAUUUGACUCCUGGCCUCAGCUGCUGUGUAGAACUGGUCUGACUGGUCGCUGUUACUGGGAGGUCGAGUGGAGCGGAGACGUUGAAGUAUCAGUGAGUUACAGAGGAAUCAAGAGGAAAGGACGCAGUGACUGUUGGUUUGGAUUCAAUGAUCAGUCCUGGAGUCUGAUGUGCUCUUAUGGAGGUUACUUUUUCCGUCACAAUAAGACAGAAACACGCAUCACCUCCUCCUCCUCCUCCUCCUCCUCUGGUAGAGUAGCAGUGUAUGUGGACUGUCCUGCUGGCUCUCUGUCCUUCUACAGAGUCUCCUCUGACUCACUGAUCCACCUCCACACCUUCAGCACCACAUUCACUGAACCUCUUUAUCCUGGGUUUGGGUUCUGGUCCGGUUCUGGUUCCUCAGUGUCUUUGUGUCCUCUUUAGGACGGAGAGUCUCCUCCUGGUGGAGAACCUUCCUCUCUGCUCACCACAUAGUUCAGUGUGUACAGCUGAUGGAGGUCCAUGUGAGGGGUACCUGAGCUGGUCUGGACUCUGGAGGUCCACAGCUCUCUGGGUCUUGUGGUGUCUGAUGGAACCAGUAGAUCAUCAUUUAGAUGUUGGCUCCUAAUUGUGGUUUAAUGUUAAUCUUUAUGUGUAACACACAUGAAUCUGUAGGAUAAAUCCUUCAUUUAUUCAUGCUGACAAAAGCAAGGAUUCUGAUGAAAAUAAGUCCAAUAUGAACGUGGGAUUCUUUUUGAGAUGAUUUUACCUUCAAAUCUUUCAAAGUGAAAUUAAAGAUAAUUUCACAUAAUCAGCUUUAAUGAUAUCGUUUUCAUUAACGUUGUAUAAAAGUAUUACUUUAAGUUAACAGGAAUAUAAUUAUGCUUCUGCACCUUUCUGGGGGGAGUCUGCAGGUUCUCUGCCCCCCCCCCCGACUGUCCCUCAUGUACUUGUGUCCAUGUUGCGAUGCAGAGAACAUCUGGAAAGCUGCUGCAUGUCGUGUUCUUUGUAAAGUUGUGUUUGUUUAUCUGCUGCUUAAUAAACUUGAUUUGAUCAAAGGUCUGAUGAUCAAUAAUAGAAAUUCUGAUGGACACACAGACACAAUGAAGCUCCUGGUUCUACGUGGUCAUCUACACACACACAUAUGAUCCAUAAGCUGAUACAGUACAUCCAUCCUCAGAACUAUUCAUUGGGAUCAACUAGACUCUUUGGGCUUGUUUCUAUCUUCUUAUUCUGAAGGAUGAGAUCAUUCUUCUCAUUGGAUGAAGAUGCCUCCAUGAAGCCUCCUGCCAUCAGGCCCAUUUAAAGAAGUAGAAUCAGAUGGAUUAGAGUGAAGAGGCAUUAAAAUGAGCCGUUACAUCUAAACACUCACAUUUAACUUGUAGGAGAACACGACCCUUCUCUCUCAGAAGGAGGCGCAGGUACUGAUUCAGGCUCUUGUCAUCUCCUGGACUAUUGUAACUGUCUCCUGGCAGGUCUCCCUGCUCCAUUCCACCUCUGCAGCUCCUCCAGAAUGCAGCAGCUCCACUGGUCUUCAACCUUCCCAAGUUCUCCCACACUCCUCCACUCCUCCUCUCUUUACUGGUUACCAGUGGCUGCCUCAUCCAGUUCAAAGCACUGGUGCUCACGUAGCAUGCUGUGAAUGGAUGGGGUCCAGUCUCCAUCCAGGACCUGGUGAAACCCUCCAUCCCAACAUCAAGCUGCUUGUUCCUCACUGAGAGCAAAACACUGGACUAGAUCUCCACUCUUUGCUGUCCUGCUGCUAGAUGGUGGAAGGAGCUCUGUGAUGACAUCAGGACCACAGAGAGCCUUCACAUCUUCACACUAAAGACACU
Molecule: messenger RNA, 4910 nt
Organism: Pungitius pungitius (ninespine stickleback)
Lineage: Eukaryota; Metazoa; Chordata; Actinopteri; Perciformes; Gasterosteidae
Product: NACHT, LRR and PYD domains-containing protein 3
Exons: 10
Coding region: 178-3519 (1113 amino acids)
Biological process (GO): intracellular signal transduction
Molecular function (GO): protein binding
Source: RefSeq, a predicted model, not a curated record